AUAAAAUAACUAUAAAUAUAAAGAAAACAACCACAAAAUCAGUCAAAAUGAAGUCGAUUAUUGUGAUUUGUUUGUGCAUUAGCUCGCUUUGGGCUCUGCCUUCCCCUAAGCCGAAGCCAGUGUCCGUCCAGAAACAUCCCGGCGGACGUAUAGUCGGCGGAAAGGAGGCUGCAGAAGGACAAUUCCCAUAUCAAGUAGCCGUUUAUUUCGAUACCAGUGAAGGAACUUACUUCUGCGGUGGUGCUUUGAUUGCACCAAAUUGGGUAUUGACGUCUGGACAUUGCACUUAUCAUGCUACAGUGUUUACCCUUCACUUGGGGGCAAACUCGCUGGUAGAUGAUGAUGACAACAGGGUGACUCUAGGAGCAAGCUAUUCCGUAUCACAUCCAGAUUACGACCUGGACACUUUGGAAAAUGAUAUCGGUCUUAUCAGAAUUGACACAAACUAUACUAUGAAUGAUCAUAUCGCGGUAAUUCCUCUUGCUGGUUCCGACCUUGGCGCCGAUGUUUCUGUAACUGUCAGUGGAUGGGGGGCUUCUGGUGAUUGGGAUGGUGUUCUCAAUGAUCUUAACUACGUUGAACUGUCAAGUAUUUCUAAUGCUGACUGUAAGGCAAUUUAUGGUGAAGCCACUAUUACUGAUGGUAUGGUUUGUGCAGUUGGACCAGGUAACGAAGGAACUUGCAAUGGAGACAGUGGUGGCCCAUUGGUAACCUAUGAUGACAGCGGUAGAGCCGUCCAUGUUGGUAUCGUAAGCUGGGCUAGCUCAGUUGGCUGUGAAACCAAUCAUCCAUCUGGGUACACGAGAACCGCCAGUUACAUAGACUGGAUUCAAAGUGUGAUAUUCUAAAAAUUGUGACGUUGUUUUAAUAUAAUAUUGAAAAUUUAA
This is a messenger RNA of Zophobas morio, 887 nucleotides long. Its product is annotated as brachyurin-like. The record is from RefSeq and is a predicted model, not a curated record. NCBI's taxonomy places the organism in Eukaryota, Metazoa, Arthropoda, Insecta, Coleoptera, Tenebrionidae. Gene Ontology annotation, molecular function: serine-type endopeptidase activity. The transcript is spliced from 6 exons. Bases 48 to 848 code for a protein of 266 amino acids. Gene Ontology annotation, biological process: proteolysis.